Symbiodinium sp. CCMP2592 is the source of this 720-nucleotide messenger RNA. Lineage: Eukaryota; Dinophyceae; Suessiales; Symbiodiniaceae. The record is from the annotation of a GenBank genome assembly.
AUGGGUGCCGGUGCUGGAGCCAUGAUGGACAAUCUAACGAAGCCUGAGGCGGUCGACAAGAUGAAGGAGGUUCCGGACGCACACAUCCAGAAGGCGGCCGAGACGCUCCCCGUAGAGGCGAUAGACAUCUUCAAGAGGAUCGUGGAGGCGGCAGAGGCCGCCAAGCCAAAACUCAAAAAACGCGACCCUGUGAAGAAGCUCGGCAACAGCGACAAGGUGGACAACAUGGACAUGUGCCUCUGCUUCUGGGACGAAGCGAAGGCCAAGGGCUUGGUUCAGAAAGAAGUGGACGAAGGCCGCCUCUCCGGCGUGCCAGAUGAGCUGAACGGGGCGAUUAUGGCGGUGUCGGACGUGGCAUGGAAGACUCCCGAGGAUGCCAAGAAAUGGAACUUCAACUAUCGGAAGGAUAUCUCCUGGAGCUUUUUCCAGGACAUGGCGAAAGCAAAGGUUGUUUUUGAUCCUACCGCCGGAGAGGAUCUCAAGGACGAGGAGAAGCAGAAACUCUUGGAGCAUUGUGUCUACUUGUGGGAUAAGAAGACAACGGACACUUGGAUGGCGAGCCAUAAGAUGAAACCAGCGGGAAUCACGGGAAUGACGCUCUGCAAUCCGAAGGAAGAGAAAGGGUCGAUGACUGUGGAGGACGAGCCCAAGGCUUUCCUCAAGCUCGCCGAAGAGAGUGUGAAGUUCCAGCAGGCCUUAGUGGCUCACGUGAACUGUUAA